Messenger RNA from Postia placenta MAD-698-R-SB12, 1326 nucleotides. RefSeq lists its product as hypothetical. Gene Ontology annotation, molecular function: Hsp70 protein binding. Gene Ontology annotation, biological process: cellular response to misfolded protein. Gene Ontology annotation, cellular component: endoplasmic reticulum membrane. Lineage: Eukaryota; Fungi; Basidiomycota; Agaricomycetes; Polyporales; Adustoporiaceae. The coding region runs from base 1 to 1326 and encodes 441 amino acids. The record is from RefSeq and is a predicted model, not a curated record. The transcript has 5 exons.
AUGGAGAGCAACAAAGACGAGGCCCUCAAAUGCCUCACCAUCGCGCAAAACCGGCGAAACACAGGUGACCUCGCUGCGGCGCGCCGCUUCUGCCAGAAGUCUCUUGCGCUGUUCUCAACUUCAGAAGCGGAGCGGCUGCUCGAGCUCAUUGAGUCAGAGGCGGCGUCCGACUCUGCACAGGCAUCAUCUUCCGGCUCCUCGAGCGCCGGCGCAAGCGCGUCCGCAUCUGCGGCAGAGACCCACCCGUCCUCGUCGGGUGCGCGACAGCGCCAUACCGCCUCGACGUCAGGGGGAGGCGAGAAGGCCAAUGGCAAUGCCACGGGCGCCCAGAAGAAGCGGGACUAUACCCCCGAGCAGGCAGCGGUAGUGAAGCGGGUGCGGUCGUGCAAGGUAACGGAGUACUAUGAGAUCUUGUCGGUGAAGAAGGACUGCGAGGAGGCUGAGAUCAAAAAGGCGUAUCGUAAGCUCGCACUGUCAUUACAUCCUGAUAAGAAUGGCGCGCCGGGAGCGGACGAAGCGUUCAAAUUGGUUUCGAAAGCAUUCCAAGUCCUUUCAGAUUCGCAAAAACGGGCUGCCUACGAUCGCCAUGGUUCAGAUCCAGAGUCACGUUUCAGCGGUAUGUCGUCGUCAGCAGGGCGCGGUCCGCCAGGGUUCUCACCCGCCACUUUCGGCGGGGGUGGUGGGUUCGAGGGAGAGCUCAGCCCUGAAGAUCUCUUCAACAUGUUCUUUGGCGGUGGCAUGGGCGGGACCGGGUUUGGUGGUGGUGGUCCUACAUCUCCAGUGUUCUCUGCAUCUUUUGGUCCUGGCGGCUUCCGCACGACCCGUGUACGCACAAAUAUGCAGCAAGAACGGCCACAGAACGCAGAGCCGCGCUCAAUGUUCCUCCAACUCUUGCCCCUCUUCCUCCUCUUUGCAUUCUCCUUCAUCAACGUCCUACCCAGCCUCUUCGCUUCCACGCCAACCCCCGACCCACGAUUCUCAUUCUCACCAUCAGUGCGUUACAAUGUCGAACGCCAGACAGGCAGCCUCGGCGUCAAAUACCAUGUCAACAGCGCUGAAUUCUCCGGACAUCCCAUCGCUGCAGAGCUCGCACGUAACGGGAACAACCCGGGGCCUGAGCUUAGCCGGUUUGAGAAGACAGUUGAGAAGCUCUUCACGCAGGACCUCUACACUCAAUGCCAGCGCGGCAUGGAGCAGAAGGAGCGGUUGCGGGACCAAGAGGUGGGUCUCUUUGGCAUUGGGACCGACUGGGAGAAGGUGAAGCGGAUUGAGGCGCAGCCGGUGGAGAGCUGUGUGCAGUUGAGGAAGAUGGGGCUCAUAAAGUAG